Peniophora sp. CBMAI 1063 is the source of this 1353-nucleotide messenger RNA. The record is from the annotation of a GenBank genome assembly. Lineage: Eukaryota; Fungi; Basidiomycota; Agaricomycetes; Russulales; Peniophoraceae.
AUGCAAUCUGCUUCUCAGUUUGAGUUGCCCAUAACGAGGCUUCCCUGGGAUUUGCUCAAGAACACGACUUAUCAGCACGAUGCACCGGAAGGCUAUACGCCUGCCUUCCAGAUGUCGCCCGAGCCGCAUGACCACAGGAGGAACGACUAUAAGGACAGUGACUACUGCGUUACGACGCUCCCUCAACCGUACACGUAUGCGCUCGAACGUGACGGGAAGGCGGAGUGCAUGUGUACGGGGUGGUUCAAGCGUAUGGUCUUGUCCACGCCGGGGUUCCCGUCGCCUAUUGCACAUCCUCCCAAGGUCAUGUAUGAAGUGAGGGAGACGGAUAGUGGCGGGCGUGGGGUGUUCGCUACGGAGGAUAUCAAAGCGGGCGACCUUGUCCUCGCUGAACGGCCACUGCUCAUCAAGAAUGGGUGGAUGUCUGCACGCCAUGACGAGGAUAUGAGCGACGAAGCUGUCCAGAGAGCAACGUUUGUGGAUCUGGAGAAAACCCUUGAGAUGAUCUGCAUGCGCAUGUCGCCUGACAUACUGGAGAUCUACGAGUCAUUGCCCAACGUAUUCAAGACGGACGGCUCGGGUCCGCUCACUGGGAUCUAUCGCUCGAACAGCCGCGAUCUCGGUAUUGAGGAUCCCGAGGGUGAAAGAGUCCCUGGCGGGAAGAAGGGCAUAGGACGCUACGUGUGCAUCGGCGCGCUCACGUCGAGGUUCAAUCACGACUGCGCACCAAAUGCCAUCUUCACUUUCAACAUCCCUUCCUUCUCGAUGGAGAUCCACGCCGUCCGGCCCAUCGCCAAAGGCGAAGAGAUCACGCUCACGUACUGCCACCUUAUGUCCACAACGGCGGAGAGACGGGCGAAGCUGAAGAAGAUCUGCAUCACUUGCACUUGCAAGGCUUGCACCGAUCCUGUGGAAGCGGACGAGGAAAGAGAGCGCGUGGUGAAAGCUCUCUUACCCAAGACGUCGCAAGGCAUCGCGCAUGCCGAAGCAGUCCUCUCCGCAUAUGAAGCCACGGGCUUGCAGAGCCAGGCACGGUACAUUGAGCUUCUGCAACGCGUUGCGCAGAUCCAGAGGAAGAAAGGGAGCAAGGAGCGCGCGGACGAGCUCGACAAGUUGGCAGAUAGGAUCAUACUCGCUCAGAAGGGGCGGAGUUACAAGCCCGAGCCUGCAGAGCCCAAGCCCAAGCCCGCCAAACCGAAUGCGCCUGAACCCAACGUCCGGUGGAUACCCGUCGGGUCCGAGGACGACAUGAUGAGACUCAUCAUGAGUGAGCCUGACGCGGAGGCGCGCGGCUUUUUGAUGGGCAUGUUUAGGCAGGUCAUGGAUAAGGCGCGCGAGCGCGAGUCGCGCUGA